AUGAGAGCCUAUGUCGUGGCGCUUCCAUUCGUCUCUCCUCUCGUUGCUGGCGAUUUCGUGUGGAGUUUAUCUGGUUCAUCUGGCGGGCGGUGGCGGCUGACACAGCACGGUAAUGCUUCUUUCCAGGAGGUAGAGGCAAUCGUCCCAGGGCAGGUGCAUUUGGACCUCUGGCGAUCUCAUGUUAUACCCGACCCUUACUAUGGCUACAACGAUACAGCAUUGAGGUAUGUUGCUGAGGCAGACUGGCUAUAUUCGACCAAGUUCGCAGUCCCUCGUGAGGCCUGUGAUGAGGCGAAGGUCUCUUUACCUGCGACGAUAUUUUUCUAUGGUAUCGAUACUGUGGCUGACGUCACUCUAAAUGGAUGUCCGAUUUUGAGUGCUGACAACAUGUUCAGGACAUACAACGCUACUAUGAAGCGUGGACAGCUUCUUUGUGAUAGAGACAACGAGAUGUCGGUGUUAUUGAAGAGCCCAGUGAAGACGGCUAAGGAGAGGGCAGAGACUUAUGAGAGAAAACAUUCUGAUUGGUCGAUCGGAGUGCCGCCGCGCGAACUGCCGGCCGUAUGGAACGGUUUCGAUAGAGUGCAGAUGUUACGUAAAGAGCCAUGCUCCUUCGGGUGGGAUUGGGGUCCUGGUCUAGCCACUAGUGGUAUAUGGAAGGAUGUUCAAGUGGUGACUCAUCAGCUGGAGAGGGGAAGGUCACUGACUGUCGAGGGAGUCACUUGGGACGUGAAGCCUAUCAGUGUCACUAGGCUUGAUGCUUGGCAGGCUAACGUGCAUAUAUCAUUGGCUCUUUCCCCUGAUAUACAGGUUGACCGAGUCAGCUCGUGGGCGAAUCUUCGUAUCGAGGAUCUGCGGCCUGGCUCGAGAUCGGGAGUCAACUUCACAAUACUUGAUGGAGUGAAGCCUUGGUGGCCGAAUGGCUAUGGCGAUCAACAUCGUUACACGUUGAGUGUGUGUGCAUGGGCCGGCGAUAAGGGUGAUGCGUGCGAGGGCGACAAAAUAACGGUGGGAUUCAAGACGGUUGAUUUGGUCAUGGAAGAGGACGAUUAUGGAAGAUCUUUCUACUUCAAGCUCAAUGGCGAAUCUAUUUACGCUAGAGGGGCGAAUUGGAUCCCGGCUGAUGCCUUCGAAUCUCGUGUUGAUGAGUCCAGACUGAGGAAGCACUUCGAGCAGUACCGGAAAGCCCACUUUAACAUGCUGAGAGUGUGGGGAGGAGGAGUAUAUGCUUCUGACCUGUUCUAUGAACUGGCUGAUGAGUAUGGUUUCCUUAUUUGGGAAGAAGCCAUGUUCGCUGGUGCGACCUAUCCAACUCUACUCCCCGGGUUCUUAGCUUCCGUCGAGUUAGAGAUCAGUCAGAACCUCAUACGAAUUGGCCAUCAUCCAUCCUUGGCGAUACUCGGGGGCAAUAAUGAGGUUGAGGCCUUCUAUGGUUGGGUCGGCAUCACUGAUGAUAAAGUAUACCUUGAAAGUUAUGCGGCACUGUUUUUCGACACUAUACUGGCUACAUCGAAGAAACUACUACCAUGGUUACCCGCUAUUCCUAGUAGCCCUUGGAAUGGUGAUGAGACAAGGCAGAACCCGGUUGAUGAUAACCCGGGCAAUGAGACUUCUGGAGACAUUCAUUUCUACAACUACUUCUCGCCCAACAUGUUUGACCUGAGGAAGCUGCCGAAACCGCGUUUCAUGAGCGAGUUUGGUUUUCAGUCUUGGUCUAGUCUUGGAGAGCUGAGAACAGUGGCUGAUGAGGAGAUGCUGGAGGAGAGUCUCUUCUCUGAGGAUCCUAGUAAGAAUGUCCGGAUUGUCCGAUGUUUUCGAAUUUUCGGUCUUUGGAGCCAUCCACCGUUGAUGGCUUACUAUAUCUGA
Messenger RNA from Perkinsus marinus ATCC 50983, 1866 nucleotides. Its product is annotated as Beta-mannosidase precursor, putative. NCBI's taxonomy places the organism in Eukaryota, Perkinsozoa, Perkinsida, Perkinsidae. Gene Ontology annotation, molecular function: beta-mannosidase activity. The record is from RefSeq and is a predicted model, not a curated record. The coding region runs from base 1 to 1866 and encodes 621 amino acids. The transcript is spliced from 15 exons. Gene Ontology annotation, biological process: glycoprotein catabolic process.